GGUUCUUCCCUCUUCGACUCUCUCUCUCUCUCUCUCUCUCUCUCUCUCUCUAAUUAACACUCUGUAAUCUCGCAAGUAUAUAUCACGUUUCUACUAAACUUUUUUUUUUCUUUCCAUAUUCGUUCACUUCAAAUCUACUCUGCAAUGGGGAAUUGCUGCUCCGACGAACCCGGCGGUCGGUCGGCGGUCGGCGGAGGCGGGGCCACCUCUUCUCAAAGCAAUCCAGCUGGCGGCGGCGGCCGGAACGACGCCGUCGAUUUAUUCCUCACCUCUCGCGGUUACCGCGGUCUGUUUUCUCAGAUCGAGUUGUCAAUAUCGGCUUCAAACUUACGUGAUCGGGAUGUGCUUUCCAAGAGUGAUCCUAUGGCAGUUGUUUACACAAAAGGAAGAGAUGGUACGCUUCAAGAGAUUGGCCGCACCGAAGUGGUGCUAAAUUCAUUGAAUCCCAAGUGGAUCUCAAAGCAUGUGGUUACCUAUCAUUUUGAGGUGGUGCAGACUUUGGUGUUCCGUGUCUACGAUGUAGACACUCAGUUUCACAAUCUAGAUGUAAAGAUGCUUAAACUUGAUGAGCAGCAGUUUCUUGGAGAGGCUACUUGUGCAUUGUCUCAGAUAGUCACCAAAUCAGACAGGUUACUGACCUUAGAUCUUGUACGUAAAGAUGAAUCUGCUGGAUCAAACCAUCUCAGAAAUCUUGGUGCACUCACUGUCUAUGCUGAAGAAACUGCCAGCUCAAAGACUAUAACUGAGUUGAUAUUGAGGUGUUCAGAUUUGGAAUCCAGGGAUCUGUUCUCAAGAAGUGACCCCUUUCUGGUUAUAUCAAAAAUGGUAGAGAGUGGGAUUCAGAUUCCAAUUUGCAGAACUGAGGUUUUGAAAAAUGAUCUCAAUCCAGCAUGGAAACCAGUAUUAUUGAACAUUCAACAGGUUGGAAGCAAGGAUGGUCCAUUGAUCAUAGAGUGUUUCAAUUUCAACAGCAAUGGCAAGCACGACUUACUUGGAAAAGUUCAGAAAUCAAUAGCAGACUUAGAAAAGCUUCAUUCUGUUGGGCAGGGGGAACAUUUAUUCUCAACUGCUGUCGGGCAUAAUCAAAACAAGGUCUUAAAGAGUCGGCUAUUUGUGGACAAGUUUUCUGAAAGUGUCCAACAUACAUUCCUAGAUUACUUUUCUGGUGGAUGUGAACUGAAUUUCAUGGUUGCCAUUGAUUUCACAGCUUCAAAUGGAAAUCCACGCCUACCUGAUUCCUUGCAUUAUAAUGACCCUUCUGGACGGCCAAAUGCAUACCAAAGGGCAAUCUUUGAGGUUGGAGAGGUGUUGCAGUUUUACGAUUCAGACAAGCGUUUUCCUGCUUGGGGUUUUGGAGCCCGGCCAAUCGAUGGUCCAGUCUCUCAUUGUUUUAAUUUAAAUGGAAGUAGCAACUACUGUGAGGUUGAAGGGAUCCAAGGGAUUAUGACAGCAUAUACAAGUGCCCUCUUCAACGUUUCACUUGCCGGGCCAACUCUUUUUGGACCUGUCAUUAGCACUGCUGCACAGAUAGCUGGCCAGUCUCUCGCCGAUAAUCACCAAAAGUACUUCAUUUUGCUAAUAAUCACGGAUGGAGUUAUAACAGAUCUUCAAGAAACAAAAGAUGCCCUCGUGAAAGCGUCAGACCUACCUUUGUCAAUUCUUAUCGUUGGAGUUGGAGGAGCAGAUUUCAAAGAGAUGGAGAUUUUAGAUGCCGAUAAAGGUGAGAGACUUGAAAGUACAACUGGACGCGUGGCAUCACGCGAUAUAGUCCAGUUUGUUCCAUUGCGAGAUGUACAGAGUGGAGAGAUCUCAGUUGUUCAAUCUCUUCUAGCAGAAUUACCUUCCCAAUUUCUAAACUACAUGCGAACGAGACAUAUUGAUCCAAAAACCUAAACCAAAUUACACAGAAGGGUGUAUAUUGACAAGUAAUUUUCUGUUAUUGAUUCUCAUCCAGAUGCCUUUCAUCUUUCGUUUUUCCUUUCUGUUUUGCAUUCCUAUAUCUUAGCUGAGUCUGGUAGAGUCGCCAUUAAGUGUAAAGGUUUCUUGGUUUCUAUUGAGGCCUAUUUUCAUCUUUUUAAUAAGGGCAGUUUCUUGUAUUGGCUAUCACAAUCGAGCAGAAGUCAUUUGUCUAUACGAGCAUCACUAAUCUUCGUUGUUGACCUUGGGGUUUGGUCCAAUGGUCGUGUAGCCCUUUGGAGCGCGAGGUUUGGGGUUUGCUUCUAUGAACAGGAAGUUGGCACUCCUAUCGUCUGGGAGAAAAAAAAACCUUCGUUGUUCACAAGGCGUAAACUGGAGUCAUGUGCAGUCUAAUACUGAGUUUAACUUUUUGAGACAGUGAAACUGUGAAAGUGGGAUAUGAAAGCAAAUGAGAAACUUGCAAUAAGCCAUUCAUGUUCUGCCAUUGUUGUACAAUUAUGUGCAUUAUAAGGAUUUUGGCCAAGGCCUAAAUAAAGUGAGUUCUUUUAAAAA
Rhododendron vialii is the source of this 2469-nucleotide messenger RNA. RefSeq names its product protein BONZAI 1-like. Gene Ontology annotation, cellular component: plasma membrane. The coding region runs from base 145 to 1893 and encodes 582 amino acids. The record is from RefSeq and is a predicted model, not a curated record. The transcript has 16 exons. Gene Ontology annotation, biological process: cellular response to calcium ion. Lineage: Eukaryota; Viridiplantae; Streptophyta; Magnoliopsida; Ericales; Ericaceae. Gene Ontology annotation, molecular function: calcium-dependent phospholipid binding.